This is a messenger RNA of Camelus dromedarius (Arabian camel), 4167 nucleotides long. It is a transcript of the gene HERC6, whose product is annotated as HECT and RLD domain containing E3 ubiquitin protein ligase family member 6. The coding region runs from base 387 to 3455 and encodes 1022 amino acids. Gene Ontology annotation, biological process: ubiquitin-dependent protein catabolic process; protein ubiquitination. Gene Ontology annotation, cellular component: cytoplasm. Lineage: Eukaryota; Metazoa; Chordata; Mammalia; Artiodactyla; Camelidae. The transcript is spliced from 23 exons. The record is from RefSeq and is a predicted model, not a curated record. Gene Ontology annotation, molecular function: ubiquitin protein ligase activity.
UUGCUGUAUUACUGUCUACAUUUUAUAGACGUGGUGGCAUCGUUAAGUAACUGGCCCAGAGUCACACAGCUUUUAAGCGACUUAGCUAGGACAUAAAUCCAGGCGCUCUUCCUCCCGGGGUCCCUCUGCACCUUAGCACUUGGCGUCUCCUAUUUGAUUCCCAAACUCCAUUCGCGCGGAGGCGUCAGGAUGACGGGUGCCAGGGCAGUGCUGUGGAAGGAGGCGGUGGGAGGGAGCGAGUUGGACCUAUAACUGAGGCUGAAGAGGGCGCUGCUCACCCUGACUCUUCUGGACGUCAGCGCACUAGACUUUGGGAGUCACUAGACUUUCGGAGCCCAGAAGGCAGAGCCGACAGACCUCAGCAGGCGUCCGGGCACGAGAGCGGGAUGUACUUCUGCUGGGGCGCCGGGCGGCUGCGCCGGGAACAAGCGGGCCCGGGGGCCAACGCGCUGCUGCAGGCGGCCAGCGGGGAGCAUCACUCGCUGCUGCUGCUGAGCGACGGCUCUGUCCAGUCGUGCGGGGACAACAGCCGGGGCCAGCUGGGCCGCAGGGGCGCGCCGCGCGGGAAGCAGCCAGGUGAGCGCCGGGACGCAGAACCAAUUCCAGAGUUGGAAACUCUUCAUGUUGCUCUUGUGAGCUGUGGAAAGGAGCACUCCCUGGCUGUCUGUCGUAAAGGAAGGGUCUUCGCCUGGGGAGCUGGUUCUGAUGGACAGCUGGGAACUGGAGAAUUUAAGGAAAUAAAUUUCAUCCCUAAGAAGAUAAAAACUCUGACUGGUAUAAAAAUUAUACAAGUUUCCUGUGGACACUACCACUCCCUGGCAUUAUCAGAAGAUGGUCAGGUGUUUUCAUGGGGAAAGAACAUCGAUGGGCAGCUGGGCCUGGGAUCGGAGUUCCCCUCCCAAGCCAGCCCGCAGAGGGUGAGGUCCCUGGAGGGGAUCCCGCUGGCGCAGGUGGCUGCAGGAGGGGCCCACAGCUUUGCCCUGUCUCUCUCUGGGACUUCAUUUGGCUGGGGAAGCAACAGUGCAGGGCAGCUCGCCCUCCGCAGGAGUAAAGUCCCAGCACAAAGCUACAGGCCUCGUUCAGUGGGAGCACUGAAGAGUUUUGGUGUGACUUAUAUCAGCUGCGGUUAUGAGCACACUGCAGUGCUUACCCAGGAUGGGAAAGUGUUCACGUUUGGGGACAACAGCUAUGGACAGCUGGGACACAGCCCCACUGCCGAGAAGCGAGGGCCGCAACUGGUGGAAAGAAUUGAAGGCCUAGUUUCACAGAUAGAAUGUGGAAGUUAUCACACCCUUGCGUAUGUCUACACCACUGGCCAGGUGGUGUCUUUUGGUCGUGGACCAAGUUGCACAAGCCACUCGCCUCAUCCAGGGACUCCGGCAGAGAACUUUGACAUUAGCUGCCUGAUUUCUGCUGAUGACCUUGUGGAUGUUCAAGUCAAACACAUUUUUGCUGGAACAUAUGCCGACUUUGUGACAACUUACCAGAAGGAUACUAGUUCCACCAGUGUUUCCAGGAAAAUCCUGCCAGAAAUAAGCCGAAUUAACCAGUCCCUGAUAGAAAAAUGGAAGGCAGUGGCAAGACGAAGUACAGAAUAUGAAGUGGCUGAGAGUGAAAUUAGAGUGAUAUUUUCAUCUCCUGCUUGUCUGACUGCAAGUUUCUUAAAGAAAAGAGAAUCUAGGGAAACGAUUUCCGGUGAUGUGGACUUACAAAUGGCAAGAGAUGCCUUCGAGAAAUUAACAACAGAGGAAUGGAUUUCUUCUUUGAUAACUACAUAUCUCAAGGAUAAUCUGCUCAGAGCUCUUCCAUCUCGUUCUCCACACGAAGAAGCAUUAUCAGUUUUCCUUCUGCUCCCAGAGUGUCCUGUGAUGCAUGAUCCGAGGAACUGGAUGACUCUGGUGGUUCCAUUUGCAGAGACUGUUUAUAUCAUGAUGGGCCAGCCUUUACAAGUCCUGAAGCAGUGUUGGGCAUCUUUGCAAGAAUCCUCUCUCAACACACUGGUCCAGAUGCUUAAAACUGCCGUUGUCUCUCAAAUGUAUCAUUGGACUGAAACCAUUCAGAGUCACAACAAUGUUAAAGUUCUUCUAGAAAUGAUGAAAGAAGUGUAUAAGGUAAACAAAGCUAACCGUCGACUAUCAGAAAAUGCUUUCAACAUAAGUGAACUCUCCACUUGUUUGAACUUUUAUCAAGAGAGAACAAGAGUGAUCUUUAGGAAUAACAACCUGAUGUUUGAAGAAAACCUCAGUCCCACUAUUUUCAGUGAUUAUCCAUUUAUCUUUAAUUUGCUCUCCAAAAUUAGAUUAUUACAAGCUGAUUCCCAUAUAAAAAUGCUGGAAUCAGAAGGAAAAAAAAUUUGGCAAAUGAUUCUUUCAGGAGAAGCUGAAUUCCCUCCACCACUUCCAUUUACACUUAGAGUCAGACGAAGUCACCUAGUUGAAGAUGCUCUGCGUCAGUUAAGCCAAGCUGAAACCACUGACCUCCGGAAAGUAUUAGUGGUUGAAUUUAUUAAAGAAAUUCGUUCUGUGGGGGAAGGGGUGAAGUCCGAAUUCUUCCACUGUAUAUUUGAAGAGAUGACCAAGAAAGAAUAUGGAAUGUUCAUAUAUCCUGAAGAGGGUUCCUGCAUGUGGUUUCCUACUAAUCCUAAAUUUGAGAAGAAGAGAUAUUUCUUCUUUGGGAUGCUGUGUGGACUCUCCCUUUACAACUUAAAUGUUGCUAACCUUCCUUUCCCACUGGCUCUGUUUAAGAAACUUCUGGACCAAAAGCCAUCACUGGAAGAUUUAAAAGAACUCAGUCCUGUUUUGGGGAAGAAUUUGCAAGAAGUUCUAAACGAUGAAGCCGAUGACAUUAAAGAAGUACUUGGCAUAUGUUUUUCUAUACACUGGGACCAAAACAAUGCUGAUUUAAUUCCAGAUGGGAGCUCUAUAUUUGUAGACCAAAGCAACAAGAAAGACUAUGUUUCUAAGUACGUUGAUUACAUUUUCAACACCUCUGUUAUGGCAGUUUAUGAGGAAUUUCAGAGAGGAUUUCAUAAAGUCUGUGACAAGGAGAUACUUAAAUAUUUCCAGCCUGAAGAACUAAUGACAGCGAUGGUUGGAAAUACUGAUUAUGACUGGGAACAGUUUGAACAGAAUUCAAGCUAUAUUCCAGGAUACCAUAAAUCACAUCAUACUAUACUGAUGUUUUGGAAAGCUUUCCACAAAUUAACUUUGGAUGAAAAGAUAAAAUUCCUCUUUUUUCUUACAGGAAAUGACAGACUGCAUGUAAGAGGCAUACAGAAAAUGGGUAUUGUAUUUCGCUGUCCCGAAACUUUCAGUGAAAGAAAUUUCCCAAGAUCACUGACCUGUCAUAAUAUUCUGGACCUCCCUAAAUAUUCUACAAUGGAAAGAAUGGAAGAAGCACUUCAAAUAGCCAUCAACAGCAACAAAGGAUUUGUCUCACCCAUAGUCACAGGGUGAUGGUGACCCCUGGGAGUCUCAGAUCUCAGGUCCUCUCACCCUUCCAUCCUUUUCUUCUUUAGGUCUACUUAGUGCAAAGCAUUGAUGGAUUUUAGUUAGAAUUAGCUGACAAAGGUUGGGAUAAACAAUAAAGUAGUGAGUCAAGGAUAACAUUUUUAGUGAAUCAACAUUUCCUGAUCCCUAAACUUGCUUUUAGAAUGAUUGCUUCUUUACUGAAUUAUUUCCUGAGCAGUAAUUAUUUUUAAAUAUACUGAAUAUGAAAAGCUAACAGAUAUUGUAAAAAUCUUAUACAUCUAAUAAACACUGUCUGAAAAUAUAAAAGACAUGCUGAAGUUUGAAUAAAAACUAUAAAUUAAUUCAACAUGUUUUUGAGGCUUGUAGGUAUAUAUUUUCAUAUUCUCCAAAGUUUUGAUUUUAGCCAGACAAUCUAUUUGAAAAAUCAGAAUGUUAAGGGAUUCAUUAACUUAUUGAAUAAUGACUUAAGCUCAAUGCUAUAUUCCAAGAAUCAUUCUAAAUGCAGAUAUCAUUAUUUUGGUAAAGUGUUGAGCCCAGCCAGGAACUCCUGUCUAAUUAUAAUUGGGAAAAAUGAAGAACGUGAAACAUAUUUCAGCAUCAUGGCUAUAGAAGGAAUUAAAGGAGAGACAUAAGUAUGUCGGAAAUGAAUUUUGUGGAUCAAUUCCAUCUCAUAUUAAAUUUUUUUCUAAUUCUCGUA